This is a messenger RNA of Tetranychus urticae (two-spotted spider mite), 2616 nucleotides long. RefSeq lists its product as uncharacterized. Gene Ontology annotation, molecular function: protein binding. NCBI's taxonomy places the organism in Eukaryota, Metazoa, Arthropoda, Arachnida, Trombidiformes, Tetranychidae. The record is from RefSeq and is a predicted model, not a curated record.
GUCAAUUCCUAGUAACAUAGAUGGCAAUGUUAAAUUUGCACCAGCAUUUACAUUCGAUUCCAUUCUUAAGUUUUGAUGAAAAAAAUUGACGCAGAAUCUGUUCUGAUAGCAUUGCGAGUGAGAAGGUAUUUCAUCCAAAUGAAAAUGUUGUUCAAGUUACUCUUUUCAUACAUUAUUAGCUCAAUAACUUUCAACUGAGUAUCAUCAUCAACUGUAUACUCAUCUUUUAUUCCCGUUGUUUAUCCUAAUAAAAGUUUCAAGUGUUGGACAAAAAUGUAUAACGACUAAUCAACAAAUCUAAAACUUUUACUCGCAACAAACCCAAACACUAAAAUUGAUUUAUUCCAACUUUUAAUUGUGAACAAACUAAUUGCUCGACCCAAAGUGACACUACAACUUUCAAAUAUUAUGUGUAAAAAAGUAAAAUCAGUCGGAUUAGCAAGACAACUCAGCAACUGUGUUGACCAUCUUUCAGUUGGACCACCAUGAUAGACUCAGUUAUUUUUCAAGCAAAGGUUCAUCACAAUCAUCAUGCUACCCUCACCAAUUACCAUUGUGAUCUUGAUAUUUAUUUUCACUCAACCCUUGGAUGUUAAGUGUUUGUGUCCAAUGAGAUGUACUUGUUUGGAGGAAAAGUUGUCCGUCAAUUGUAAAGAAUCAUCUCUCGAUGUUGUCCCAAUCACACUGAAUCCCGGGAUUCGUGAACUUUUCCUCUCCAACAAUCUAAUUAAAAGCAUCUCAUCAUCAUUUAGUUUUUACACUCACCUCUCAAUCCUUGACCUCUCAUCAAACCAAAUCUCUUCAUUGCACAAGAAAAACUUUCAACACCAACGUAACCUUCAACUGUUGAUCCUGUCUGGUAACCGGUUAACCCAUCUAACCAAUGAAUCCUUUACCGGCCUCGACUCUUUACGGUCCCUCAACUUGGCUGAAAACUCACUGACAACCCUAACCAGUCGCACCUUUACCGGACUAACCAAAUUGGAGAAGCUAGACUUGUCUCGCAACACAAUCAAUGAAAUUUCCGAUGAAGCCUUUUACGGUUUAAACUCGUUGAAGUGGCUCAGUCUACGGUCAAACCAGUUGACUAGUGUUCCCUCAAUAGCUCUCUACUUGGUCCCCAGUCUGUCUCUACUAGACUUGGGCCACAACAGCCUAACCUCACUGGUUGACAAUGGGUUUGCCUCACUAGCCAGACUCACCGAUUUACGUCUUGAUCUUUGCUCCAUUUCCUCGAUAGCAACCUCAUUUGCUCAUGGAAUGGUCAACCUAAAACGAUUACAUCUCGACGGUAAUGAGUUGGAAACUAUUGAGAGCCACUUUUUCAAUGACAUAACCUCAUUAGAGGAACUGUUUAUCGGUGCAAACAAGUUUACAACAAUUAAAGAUUACACUUUUCAUUCACUUGGAAACAGCCUUAUAUCCCUUGAUAUAAGAAAUGCAAGGGAAUUGAUUAACUUCCAUCCAAAUGCUUUACACGGAUUAACCAAAUUGACUCGAUUAACAAUUGAAUAUUGUCCUAAACUGACUUCAUUACCAAGUCAACUAUUCAAAGAUUCACAAGGUUCAAUGAGAGAGUUGCGUAUUCGAAGCAAUGGAUUAACAAGUUUACCCAAUUCGUUGUUAACUCAUUGGACACAAUUAACCGUCUUUGAUGUUCGUGAUAAUCAUUGGAAUUGUAAUUGUUCAAUUUUAUGGCUUUGGAAGUAUUUAAGGAAAGUUAAUGGCAAUUCCUUUACCAACCGAAAUACCAAUAACAAUAACAAUUUAUCAAGUUUACCAACAGAGUCAAUUACUUUUAGUGAUUUAAUUUGCUUCUCACCUCAACCCUUGUCAGGUAAACGAUUAACCUCAUUGUCACCCGAUGAUGAUAUCGAUUGUUCAAACCCAAACUCGACUUCAACCUUGAUUGUUGUCUCUUUAAUUGUUGGCCUUAUAAUGAUAAUUACAAUUGCAUUGAUGGUUCUUUGGUGUCGAACUCGUCUUCCCCUAAUCUUACUGAGACACAAAAAGUUUACCAAUAAUUUGACAGAAGAGUUUGUCUAUGAAAAAGGACGUUUCAUCGAGAACCAAGUCAUGUUUCCACCCUCAUCUUCACCCUAUCACCCUCACCCUCUUCACCACCAACCUCACCUUGAACAGCAUCGACACCAGUCCGAUCAGUUCAACACUUCACAUCGCCAUCCAAACUAUCAUUCAACUUCACCUUAUCAUCCAUCUUCCAGUCUAAUCAUUAUACAAUCACCAGUUAAAAUGGGUCCCAUAAGUCAAGUGUAAAGGUGUAUUAAUUUGUUAACUGUAUUAUAUGUAAAACUUGGCCAACUCGACAUUCAUUAAUCUCUCAUCCUUCAUCCUUUCAAAUCUUUUUUUUAUACAUCAACUGAUUGGCACUUUUUGUAUUUUGUAUUUAAAACCAUCAAUUGAUAGCAAUCAGAGUCACUCAUAAAGUCAACCAUUUAACUCGUUUGGUAAGCGCGCGAUCUUGAACAAACUUUGACUUUUUUCAUCUCUUGGUUUGCCAUAAAAGGAAAACAUUACCUUUACUUUGCCAUGUUUUGUUAUCUUUUCAAAUUAUUCAUCACUUUUAACCGACAAUCGGUUAAAGUCAAUUUUCAA